AUGACACAGAACAAGAUCUCCAUCAUGGGCAUUACAGACAUCAGGAAAAAAGGGACAGGUACAAAAGAGAUCCACUCCAACGUUGUCCUCAUUUGGAGCGGGGUAAGAAAAGAGCAAAGAGCUGAACACGGUGUGGGUUUCAUCAUACACCCAGACAACGCAAAGGAAAUAUUGAAUACAGAUUUCAUUUCUGAAAGACUCAUCAAAAUCAGCAUUAGAGAGGGCAAAAAGACCACAAGCUACAUUCAGGUGUAUGCACCGUGUAACGACUCCUACUCAGACGAAGAAAAGGACUCUUUCUUCGAACAACUCUCGGACUUAAUUAGCAGCAUCCCAGACGAGGAAGAUCUUUAUGUAGUGGGAGACUUCAACGGAAGAGUCGGAGAGAGAAAAACACCGUGGACAAAAUACCUGGGUCCACACAGUGACAACAGAACACCAAGCAACCAUGUGUUGGAACUGUGUGGAGAGCACGACUUAUUCAUCACCAACACCUUCCAGCACAGAGCCUCUCAGAUGUACACGUGGUACAGAUGGAACAACAUCAAGGUCUCAUCUCAGAUCGACUUCAUAUUAGCGAGAUCUCGAAUGCAGAUCACAAUCACAGACUCAAGAGCCAUCCCCAAUGCAGGCCUGGACACCGACCACAGGCCAAUCGCCACAACGUUGACCACCAAGAAAGAAAGAAAACCAAAAAAAAGACAGCAAGAGAGACCUAACAUGCAUAAACUAUGA
Messenger RNA from Aplysia californica (California sea hare), 735 nucleotides. Its product is annotated as craniofacial development protein 2-like. The coding region runs from base 1 to 735 and encodes 244 amino acids. The transcript has a single exon. The record is from RefSeq and is a predicted model, not a curated record. NCBI's taxonomy places the organism in Eukaryota, Metazoa, Mollusca, Gastropoda, Aplysiida, Aplysiidae.